AUGAAGUUCCUGACUGAUGCUUUCGCGUCGGAUCACCGAACCCGCGGACAAAGCUUCUGGGAUCAACUCACUGGUCUGCCCCAUAAAGAUUCCCUCAUCCAUGAUCACAUCAUCAAUUCUCGGCGAGGAAUGUGUUUGGAUAAAACCAUUCAUCAGUCAUUCGGCCACCCUGUCACGGAUACCACCAAACCUGGAUAUCAGGUGACGUGCCCCGAAGAUUUUGAACCAGAAGAUCAACAAAUGGAGGAAUUGGAACAACAAUUCGACCAGUGGAACGAUCCUACUUUGACUUUUGCCCACCGCAUGAAAAAUGGAGAAACAAUGUCUCCUGGUUUUGCCCUUUUGGUCAGGAAAGGAGAAGAUGGACAGCCAUGUCAAAUCAUGUUUAUUUCCAAUCCGGUCUUGACCAAGCCAGAUGUAAUGGAACCCAAUACUUUUGGAGCUCCGGCUCCCUUUGGGGAAAUUGUCAAUAAUGAUCUUGCGCAAAAGUAUGUAGGUGAUCCUACAAAACGGACCCAUUGUCUUUUGGGAUUGCUGUCCGGACAUACUUUUGCCUCUUAUGGAAUCGGCAAUCGUAUCGAAUUUUCAAACUCUCUCCUUCCCGUUUUGAUGACAGACGGAGCUGCGAUUAGAAAUAAACCUUUAAACCGUGAUGAUUGGAAAAUUCUGUUCUUUCCCGCAAUGUCUGCUUGUCCUGUGGGAUUUGUUUGGCCGGCGAGUGAUGGUUUCGAGGCCUUUCAAGAGAGUAUUACCAAUCGGAAAAAAAUAUUCACUGGUCUUCUUCACCUAUUGACGUCAAGGAAGACUAUCAUUGAAAAUUGGUUCACUGCCGUUAAGGCCAGUCCUGCAAGUUUUGCGGUCCCAGUGGUGGAUGCUCUGCCGUUUUGGUCCUGCUUUCCCACUGAGCAUGACCCAGUCGACGCCUGUGUUUUGGAUGUGGCCUUACUAGCCCCAUUCCAAGAACAAAUGGAUCGUUUCCUUCAGAGCCACUUGAUGCAACUCAUAUACAGAAGUGGAUCCUUACCUACGUCGACUCUUGGGUUCAAGAUGCGUGCCUGGGUCAGGAUGCAUAAUAUGCGCGUGGCGGAGUCUUAUCCUUCUGCCUUGGGUAUUACUUUACCAGAUGUCUGGAAGGUUUUGAUUACAAAAACGAUGGUCAAGUUGCAGUGA
Messenger RNA from Cylindrotheca closterium, 1170 nucleotides. The record is from the annotation of a GenBank genome assembly. NCBI's taxonomy places the organism in Eukaryota, Bacillariophyta, Bacillariophyceae, Bacillariales, Bacillariaceae.